Penicillium odoratum is the source of this 909-nucleotide messenger RNA. RefSeq lists its product as uncharacterized. Gene Ontology annotation, molecular function: procollagen-proline 4-dioxygenase activity; iron ion binding; L-ascorbic acid binding. NCBI's taxonomy places the organism in Eukaryota, Fungi, Ascomycota, Eurotiomycetes, Eurotiales, Aspergillaceae. Gene Ontology annotation, biological process: peptidyl-proline hydroxylation to 4-hydroxy-L-proline. The transcript has a single exon. Gene Ontology annotation, cellular component: endoplasmic reticulum. Bases 1 to 909 code for a protein of 302 amino acids. The record is from RefSeq and is a predicted model, not a curated record.
AUGGCUACUUCACGAAUCCCAGAUGACUUCCUUCGAGGACCGUCUCAAGGCGCCACAGUCCACUGUAUCGACUUCACCAAAGCUAGCAGAACAACACCCGCCAUACCAGCAUUCAAGGACCAUUUUGCUGCGGUUAUCGACAAUUUCAUGACCGAGACCGAAUGCACCGAGCUUCUAAAUAUUGCAGAGAACUCUACAAUUGCCGACCAAACAAACGCCCCAGUCUGGGAACAUGCGAUGAUCAACAUAGGCGGAGGCAAACAAGCCAUGUCCGUGGACAGCCGCAAGAGUGGACGCAUCAUUCUCGAUUCGCCGGAUAUCGCGCAGCGAAUUCUCGACCGUCUACGACCGUUUAUGCGUGAUUUCAACCUCGAUAAGAUAAAGAAUCAACCCCUUAUUACGGGACUUGGUCCUGCGAGGCGCGGAGAGACAUUUCAUUUGUCUACUUUGAAUGAGCGGCUUCGCUUCCUGCGCUAUGAAGGCGGAGACUAUUUCCGACCGCAUUGGGAUGGGUGCUAUGUUACUCCUGAUGGGAAGGAGAAAUCGCUUCUUACUAUUCAGCUGUACCUGAAUGGGGAUGGUGAGCAGGAUUUGAACAAGCUGUUACCAGAGAUUGAGCGUGCUGAGAAGAGGAAUGCCCUAUUUGUGCAGGAUGGGGAGGUGGAUUUGUGCGUUGCGGGCGAACAGUCUGAUUCUCCAGCGGAUCUGCUAAGCCAGAAGCUACUUGGCGGGGCAACUUCCUUCACCGAUGAUUAUCGGGCGCAAAAGGUCGUGCGCGUGUUUCCUAAGACGGGAUCAUUGUUGAUUUUCCAACAGCGGAAUCUGAUGCAUAGUGGUGAUGAUGUGUUUCGAGGUGUCAAAUACACUGUUCGGUCUGAUGUCAUGUAUACUAGCGAUUCUCACAAUUGA